Molecule: messenger RNA, 591 nt
Organism: Prunus avium (sweet cherry)
Lineage: Eukaryota; Viridiplantae; Streptophyta; Magnoliopsida; Rosales; Rosaceae
Source: RefSeq, a predicted model, not a curated record
AUGAAGAGAACCAAGGUCGCCGCCGUGGUUCACAAGUCGGCCGCCGCCGGAAUGUCGACAGACAUAGGCAUUCUCGGGUGUAAUGCUGCUGGGGUUUUGGGACUUUUUCCGGAGCAAAAGCUUACAGCUGUUAUACGAAUAUUGGCGUAUGGAGUAUCUGCUGAUCAGGUGGAUGAGAUUGCCCGGAUGGGGAAGUCCACUACGUUGGAGGCUUUGGUAAGAUUUUGCGAUGCAGUUGAAACUCUGUACACUAGGGACUACUUGCGUAGACCUACUCCCAGGGACCUCCAACGGCUUCUACAAAAAGCCGAAGCUCGAGGAUUUCCAGGAAUGAUUGGCAGCAUCGACUGCAUGCACUGGCAAUGGAAGAAUUGCCCAACUGCCUGGCAAGGUGAUUACGGAAAUAGAAAAGGCAAAAAAAGUAUCAUCCUUGAAGCCGUUGCUGGCUACGACACAUGGGUUUGGCAUGCCUUCUUUGGAGUUGCUGGAUCCCAAAAUGGCCUUAACGUGCUGGGUCAAUCCCCGGUCUUCAACGAGGUUUUGAGAGGCCAAGGCCCCAAUAUCACCUAUCAAGUCAACAAUAAAGUUUAG